AUGAUCAUCUCAUCCUCAAUGAUUCCGACUACUCUCGCGACGAAUUACAUAGUGGAAGAGUUUGCCGAUUACGAUUCGCCCGCUAGGCUGUCACGCGAAACAAGAGAUCAAUCGACAGCGUUCUGCGAAAAUACGACAGAGCCACGUACUAAGGAGGAACGGAGUGAUCAGCUGGCGGCAACUGGUGCCGGCAACCAGGAAGAAGGAAACGACGAACAAAUCAGAGAUGAUUCCACCACAAGGUGGGGUGCAAAGGACCUGUCAAAAAAGGUCCAGACGUCCAAUAGAAGGAACUAA
Beauveria bassiana ARSEF 2860 is the source of this 297-nucleotide messenger RNA. RefSeq lists its product as uncharacterized. The record is from RefSeq and is a predicted model, not a curated record. The transcript has 2 exons. The coding region runs from base 1 to 297 and encodes 98 amino acids. Lineage: Eukaryota; Fungi; Ascomycota; Sordariomycetes; Hypocreales; Cordycipitaceae.